Calypte anna (Anna's hummingbird) is the source of this 1396-nucleotide messenger RNA. RefSeq names its product zona pellucida sperm-binding protein 3. The coding region runs from base 16 to 1344 and encodes 442 amino acids. NCBI's taxonomy places the organism in Eukaryota, Metazoa, Chordata, Aves, Apodiformes, Trochilidae. Gene Ontology annotation, biological process: egg coat formation; binding of sperm to zona pellucida; positive regulation of acrosome reaction. The transcript has 9 exons. Gene Ontology annotation, cellular component: extracellular matrix. Gene Ontology annotation, molecular function: acrosin binding. The record is from RefSeq and is a predicted model, not a curated record.
CUGGAAGAAGAAAGGAUGGGACCCGACAGCAGCUUGAUCCUCGCUCUUCUCUGCUGGGUGACGGGCGACAUGGCUUCCUCCCCACCUUGGGAUUUCUCCUGGGGUGACUCGGCGAGGAGGGGAGUGCGGGCAGAGCCCCACACCUGGUCCUGGGUGGAGGAUCCCCAAUCUCGAGCCGUCUCCAGCCAGCAGCCAGUGACUGUGCAGUGCCAGGAGGCUCAGCUGGUGGUGACAGUGCACAGGGACCUCUUUGGCACCGGCCGCUUGGUCAACGCAGCCGACCUGACCCUGGGACCAGCAGCCUGCAAAUAUUCCUCCCUCAACCCUGCCCAGAACACUGUCACCUUCGUCGCUGGGCUCCACGAGUGUGGCAGCAUCGUGCAGGUCACACCAGACUCCCUCAUCUACCGCACACUCCUCAACUACGACCCCAGCCCCGCCAGCAACCCCCUCAUCAUCCGCAGCAACCCCGCCGUGGUCCCCAUCGAGUGCCACUACCCCAGGAGGGAGAAUGUGAGCAGCAAAGCCAUCCAGCCAACCUGGGCUCCCUUCAGCUCCACGCUGUCAGCCGAGGAGAGGUUGGUGUUCUCCCUGCGCCUCAUGAAUGAGGACUGGAGCGCUGAGAGACCCUUCACUGGUUUCCAACUGGGCGACAUCCUCAACCUCCAAGCAGAGGUGAACACAGAGAGCCACGUCCCACUGCGGCUGUUCGUGGACAGCUGCGUGGCCGCCCUCAGCCCUGGCACCGACUCCUCACCCCACUACGCCAUCGUGGACUUCAAUGGGUGCCUGGUUGAUGGGAGGUCAGACGACACUAGCUCUGCUUUCAUCACCCCCCGGCCCCGGGAGGACAUGCUGCGCUUCAGGAUCGAUGUGUUCAGGUUUGCAGGGGACACCAGGAACCUGAUUUACAUCACCUGCCACCUGAAGGUGACCCCGGCAGACCAAGCCCCGGACCCCCUCAACAAGGCUUGCUCCUUCAACAAAGCCAGGAACACCUGGGUGCCCGUGGAAGGCAGCAGGGAGAUCUGCAGCUGCUGUGAGACAGGCAACUGCGAAGCCCCCGCCUUCUCCCGGAGACCGAGCCACCCGGAGCGAUGGCAGGGCCGCCGUUUCCGCCGCCACGAUGCCAAGGGGAAAGAGGCCGAAGCUGACGUGGUCAUCGGCCCCGUGCUCCUCUCCACAGCUCUGGGCACGGCGGGCGAGCGGCACCGGGGACAGGGUGAGGUGACAGCGGCCUCCAGCGUGGGCAUAGGGCUGCUGUGUGCGAUGGCCGGCGUGGGGCUGGCAGGCGUGUGGCUGGCUGUGGCCGUGGGGCGCAGGUGUGCCCGUGUCUCGGCAUGAGCGUGGGGUCAGAGCCCAAUAAAGCCUGAGAAGGACAAUCUGGCUCCGUGAU